Drosophila elegans is the source of this 808-nucleotide messenger RNA. RefSeq names its product ribonuclease P protein subunit p25-like protein (gene Rpp25). Gene Ontology annotation, biological process: tRNA 5'-leader removal. Gene Ontology annotation, molecular function: RNA binding. Gene Ontology annotation, cellular component: ribonuclease MRP complex. NCBI's taxonomy places the organism in Eukaryota, Metazoa, Arthropoda, Insecta, Diptera, Drosophilidae. The record is from RefSeq and is a predicted model, not a curated record. The coding region runs from base 106 to 717 and encodes 203 amino acids. The transcript has 5 exons.
CUUAUCGAUUAGCACACGUGUGCAGUGUGUUUGUUUUUAUUUAGCUGUGCGCAAAUCGUUGAAAUAUAAUUGUUAUUUAUAAAGAUUUAGUCGGCCCGCCUCAAAAUGAUGCACUACCGCAAGGCUGAAAACGUGGAGAAGGAGCUGAGCAAAAGCGAUUUGCCCUUCGAGGACUGCAUGCCAAACCCUCAAAAGGACUUUCUCUGGAUGCAUGUAAAAGGCGGUACUAAAGUGAGCAAUGUGAUUGAGUUCGCUCAGGCGGCGCUGAACAAAGGCGAACACAGAUGCGUAGUGUGGAGCGGAUCCGGCGGCGGAGUGGUCAAGACCAUAUCCUGCGCCGAGGUGCUCAAACGGAGCCAUCCCGUCUACCAAGUGACGCGCAUGGCUUACACCAGCGUCGAGGAGCACUGGAAGCCGCAGAUGGAUGGCCUCGAGGAGAUAAUCGUCAACCGCCAAAUACCAGCCCUUCACAUCCUCAUGAGCUUGGACGAGCUGCCUGAUAGUAUAGAAGGUUUACAGAAGCCAAACACAUCCACCGACUUUUGGCAGGGCGAAGAGGCUCAUCCACGUCCCCAACACCGCCAGCAACACCAACAGCAACCAGGUGCCGGUGCCCGGCCAAAUAAACGCCAUAGGUCAGGACGCAAUAAACCAGGCCAACAACACGGGAAACCUGCCGCAGAAGAGAAUCAACCUUCCAGCCAGAGUCAAGGUUAAGAUAAGCCGUACAACUAGCCUUCUAAAAUUGUGAAAACUCCUCUAUUUGCCGUUUGUAAAGGAUAUACAAAUAAAGUCUAAUUUAUCACAA